UGUAUUUUCUUCCGUGUUUUGAUGAGAACAGCACUAAAAUUAGGAAUUAAUGAGUAAAUUGAAUGAAUAAUGUGACAGUUAAUGUCUGUAAAAAUGGAAGUUGCUGUUAUUGUUUUGCAUUUCGUUAAUUUUCUGUUUAUAUCGACAGUGGCUGGAAAUAUCCAAGACAGAUUAAGAUAUUUUGAAACUCUGAAGACAACAGAUUUUACACACAGGGUCAAAAGGUCAAUAGAUCCAGAUCCUUACAGCUCUUCACACAUUACAGAGGUGAAGGUCACAACACUUGGAAGAGAGUUUCACCUGUACCUGAAACCAUCCAAUAUACUGUCUUAUGGUUUUAAAGCAUCCAUUGUCGGAGGGAACGGUAUAUCACAUCCCUUCCAUAUAAACAGAGGCUCACUCUUAACUGGUAAUCUAGCAGGUGAUACCAGUGCUGUUGCUAAUGUGAAUUACGAAGAAAAUGGAGCCCUUCUUGCCAAUAUUGUUACGAAAGAGGAUACAUAUAUCAUUGAGCCAUCUUGGAGAUUAUUACCAGAAUCUGAUAACCACACAAUGGUGUCGUAUAAAAAAUCUGACAUGAAGUUUGAGUAUUCUGAUGAUGGACAACACAUACACCCUGUAUGUGGCAUAAAGGAGGGAGAGAAAGAUGAUGAAUUACAUGGCAGGAUAGAAGUUCCAGGCAGUGAAUCUCAGAGAUACAGACGCCAGGCCUCACCCUACCUUGCAGAGAGAACAACUUGCCAGUUAAUGGUUGUUGCUGAUUACAAGUUCUUCAAACAUAUGGGAGGAUCUUCCGCAGCAGCAACAGCGUUAUAUUUAAUAAAUGUAAUACAGUUUGUGAACACAAUUUAUCGUCAAACACAAUUUGAUGUUGCCUCGGGCAGUAUGAUUGGUGUUGGUUUUGAAAUCGGAGAGAUGAGAAUUCACAACGAAUCAUACCCUGCAACAACAACAUUACAAGGGAAAAAUCAUUAUAAUAUUGAAAAAGGAAAAUGGGAUACAAAAAACUUAUUAGAGGCAUUUAGUUUUGACCAGUACUUCAGGAAAUACUGUUUAGCACAUUUGUUUACAUAUCGACAAUUUGAUGAUGGUGUGCUUGGGUUGGCCUAUAUUGCCUCAGAAAGAAGGGCUGCAGUUGGUGGACUCUGUUCAAAAUUAUACCCUAAAUAUGCAGGUGUGACCAUGACGUUAAACACUGGAUGGAGUUCCUCUCAGAACUCAGCUGGACACAGAUUGCUGGCUCUACAGGCACAACUUGUUACAGCUCAUGAGUUUGGUCACAACAUGGGCAGUGAACAUGAUCCAGAAACAGACGACUGUGCACCCUCAGAGUACAAGGAUGGAAAAUACAUGAUGUAUCCAUGGGCAGUUAGUGGAUAUGAUAAAAAUAACCAGCUGUUUUCACCUUGCAGUAAAGCUUACAUCUUUAAAGUCCUGAAAGUGAAAGGGUAUAACUGUUUUAUAGAGGGUCGAGGUGACGGAGCAUUCUGUGGGAAUGGUAGAAUAGAUGCGGACGAGGAAUGUGAUGCCGGAUACCAUACAAAGAACGAUGAUGACCUGUGCUGUAACGAGCAGUGUAAAUUACGUGCUGGAAUGAAAUGCAGUCCAAUGAACUAUGGUUGCUGCUCACCCUUGUGUCAACCUGCAGACACGAGUGUGACCUGUCGUCCUGCUCUAGAAGGUUCCUGUCUCGAUGAAAUCAAGUGCGAUGGUAUCCAUAUAACCUGUCCCAAUAUCACCAACAACAUUCAAGAUGGAACAGACUGCAUUGACCAAGGGAAGUGUAAGGAUGGACAGUGUCAGAAUUUCUGUGAAAGAUAUGAUGUGGAUUUAACACCAUGUAUAUGUGCAGAGGAUACAGGAAAAGCUUGCCAUAGAUGUUGUCGCCAUAAAUAUCAACAGAGCACAUGUGAAAGUAUAAAUAAUACAUUAUUACCCGAUGGACGGCCAUGUUAUCAAGGAAUUUGUAAUCAGGGCACAUGUCAGAAGGUGAAGCGUGAUAUGGUUCAGAGAUUAUUUAACAUUAUAGAAGAUAUUUCAAUUGAUCAGUUAGUUGAGUUCAUGAGAAGUAAUAUAGUUGGUACUGUGAUAGUAUUGUCCUUGUUACUAUGGAUACCAGCAAGCUGUACUAUCAGUUUUAUUGAUAAAAAGAAUAACAGAAAAGAAAAAGCCAAACGAAAUUGGAUGAGUAGAUCUAAUAGAACAUUAUUUAUGGAAGAGGAUUUCAAAGUUAGAAGAGUUCCAAAUAUACGUGCACCAAAACAUUCUAUAGCAGUUAGAAAUCGUGACUCAGCGGAGCCAACAGUACGUUGGCCUGAAGGAACAUUUGAGCACCAAAGUCGGCCAAUGCCACGGCCAAUUAACCCAGCAAUAUUACCGAGACCGGUUCAACCGGUGAAACCAAUGCCAUUCUCUGAGGCCACUGCUGGCUUUAUUAACUCUAAUACAGAAGCACUAGAUAUCGGACCUGAUUUGAAAGACCCUGAUAAGGAAACACGUGUCUGAUCAUUGUGAAAUAUUGGAGACUUCUGAUAGAAAAUUGGAAAUUAAGUGGAUGAAAAAUCAGGGAAUAUGUGUCUUAUAUCAAGUGAAAUUUAGGAUUUCAGUAGAUAAAAUUCUGGGAUGUUUAUGAAAUUUUCUUUUUAAAGAAGUAUUAAGGUUUAAGACUUUAGAAUAUGUGGAUUGGCAUUUAGACAGGAAAUGUGUUAGAAUAUUUCAAAAUAAGAAAACUAAAAUGUUGUAUCUCAGAAGUUCUGUCUGGAUGUAUAUGUUAUGAGUUUCUUGUAUUGUUGAUUGUUUGUAUUGAUUUACAUUUUUUUAUUGGAAACAUAUUGUUCUAUUUGAUAAACCAAUUAUAUUUAUUGUAGAUUUGGAAUACAUACAUAAAUCUGUAACGGUUUGACAACAAAAUCUGUUAAUGUAAUUCAUAAUUUGGUUUUGUAUUUUGAUGUUAUGCACAAUUUCUUUAAAGGUCUGAUUUAAAUGAAAAUUAAUCGUUAUAGCAUUCAUUGUUUAUCCUGUAUGUAUGCAUAUUAAUGUUAUGCUUAAUUUUACUUAUUUAUAGGGAGGGAAUUAUAAACAGUAUUUUUACAAAAUGGAAGAAAACAGCUUUGAUUUGGUAUUAAGAUCAGUAAAAUUAGGCUCAAGAAUUGUUGUGACAUAAAUAUUAAGUACUUAAAAAGCUGAAUAGCAUGUAAUUGGACACAGAAAACUUAAUGAAAUAUAAAGUGCUUACAAAUUUUAUUGGCAGCAAUCUACAGAAGUGCCAAACAUUAUUUUGAAUUCCAUUAUUGUGUACAUAUAUUCAAAAAUGUUUUGCUUCGGAAAAGUAAGGGGGAUAAAUCUUCCUUGUUAUCACUCAGGCAGAGCACAAAUUAUAGAUCUAUAUUAAAUUUAUCUUACCUAGAUUCUAUGUAUUCUCUAUUUGUCUAUACAGCAACAUAUUCUUUUUCUUGCCUACAGCCUUUGAAGUGUUAUAUAAAGAAGAAAAAAGAAAGAAGAAAGUAAAAUAGCCAAGAUUUAAUUUUAUAUAUAGGUUCAACACAUUUUACCACUGUGAAAGUGCCUUCUCUGCAUCCUUAAAUAUAUCCACGAACUUGUCUACAUGGUUAAAUUUUUGUUUCUGUAGUUAUAAUGUUAUAAUUACAAACUUUCUGCUCACUGAAUUAAAGAGGGUAAUGAUAAUGGUUGUGUCCCAUGUUUGUUUUUAGCUCACCUGAGCACGAAGUGCUCAAAGGUGAGCUUUAGUGAUCGCCCUGUGUCCGUCGUCCAUCCGUCCGUCCGUCGUCAACAAUUUGACUGUUAACACUCUAGAGGUCACAUUUUUGGCCCAAUCUUAAUGAAACUUGGUCAGAAUGUUACCCUCAAUAAAAUCUUGGACGAGUUUGAUAUUGGGUCAUCUGGGGUCAAAAACUAGGUCACCAGGUCAAAUCAAAGGAAAAGCUUGUUAACACUCUAGAGGUCACAUUUUUGGCCCAAUCUUAAUGAAACUUGGUCAGAAUGUUACUCUUAAUAAAAUCUAGGACGAUUUUGAUAUUGGGUAAUCUGGGGUCAAAAAUUAGGUCACCAGGUCAAAAUAAAGGAAAAGCUUGUUAACACUAUAGAGGUCACAAUUUUGGUCCAAUCUUAAUGAAACUUGAUCAGAGUAUUAUCCUCAAUAAAGUAUUGGACGAGUUCGAUAUUGGGUCAUCUGGGGUCAAAAACUAGGUCACCAGGUCAAAUCAAAGGAAAAGCUUUUAACACUGUAGAGGCCGCAUUUAUGACUGUAUCUUCAUGAAACUUGGUCAGAAUGUUAAUAUUGAUGAUCUUAAGGUUCAGUUUGAAUCUGGGCCAUGUAGGAUCAAAAACUUGGUCACCAGGUCGAAUCAAAGGAAAAGAUAGUUUACACUGUAGAGGCCACAUUUAUGACCAUAUCUUAAUGAAACUUAGUCAAAAUGUUAAUCUUGAUGAUUUAUAGCUCAAGAUCAAAUCUGGGUUAAGUGGGGUCAAAAACUAGGUCACCAGGUCAAAUUAAAGGAAAAGCUUGUUAACAAUCUAGAGGCCAUAUUUAUGACUGUAUCUUCAUGAAACUUGGUCAGAAUGUUAAUAUUGAUGAUCUUUAGGUCAAGUUCAAAUCUGGGUCAUGUCGGGUCAAAAACUAGGUCACCAGGUCAAAUCAAAGGAAAAGCUAGUUAACAUUUUAGAGGCCACAUUUAUGACCAUAUCUUAAUGAAACUUGGUCAGAAUGUUAAUCUUGAUGAUCUUUAGGUCAAGUUAAAAUCUGGGUCAGGUGGGGUCAAAAACUAGGUCACUAGGUCAUAUCAAAGGAAAAGCUUGUUAACACUGUAGAGGCCACAUUUAUGACUGUAUCUUCAUGAAACUUAGUCAGAAUGUUAAACUUGAUGAUCUUUAGGUCAAGUUCGAAUCUGGGUCAUGUCGGGUCAAAAACUAGGUCACGGGGUCAAAUCAAAGGAAUAGCUAGUUAACACUUUAGAGGCCACAUUUAUGACCAUAUCUUAAUGAAACUUGGGCAGAAUGUUAAUCUUGAUGAUCUUUAGGUCAAUAGGUCAGGUGAGCGAUACAGGGCCUUCAUGGCCCUCUUGUUCAUGUGUUAUUUUGUUAAAGGGGCUUGUGUACAGCUCUUUUUGUUAUGCAGAAUGUUCUUUGAUUUGUUAGUAAUUAUUGAGGAAAAGACGAUAGCAACAUGAUUCUGUAAGUAGAGUGUAGAGUGUAAUGAUUAACUCGCUCACCAAGUCUUUUAAAUAUGCAGAUAUUUGUUUACUGCUUUAGUCAUACAUCAAAUGUUUAUGUCAAAUUGAAGACAUUUAGCAAUAUGUCAUAUCGUAAUGAUAAAUUAAUGAAAUAGAUAUUGAUUGAGGAAUGUAUAUUCCUGAGUGGUCAAGGUUGCUGUAUUUUAAUCCAUUCCUCUUGCCUCUGUGAGUUUGGAAUCUCAGUUAAUGUGUAGAAUUAUUUAUGUGUGGAUUCCAAAGCCAUCUGGCAGACGUAAGGUUUGUGGUUCUACAAAGUUGUCCACUUGUGCCUGAAAUAAUGCUUACUUUUUUUUUGAUAGAUCAAUCUUAGUUAUGAUAAAAAUUUGGUGCAGCUUUUUUAGCAACAUAUAGUUAAGUCACAAAAUGGUGUGUUUCUCAUGACAACUACUUGAGUCUUGUAACGUAAAAAAGAGAAAAGGAGAGGUUGUUGGAAAUAUAUGUUUUGCCAAAAAAAUUGGGUUUGAGCCUAGGAGCUGUAAGGGUUGAAUGUCUGUUGGAUUUCCUACAUCUAUCAAGUACAGUUGUGAUUUCAUCCUCACUUGUACCUUUGCGAAGCAUGUCAUAAACUCAACACUGUCAGGCUUUAAGUUAUAAAGAAGCAUAAUAUAGUCUAGUAUUAGAAUUGUUAAUGAAAGAAGACAGCAAACUUAUGUGCAAUAUGCCAUUCAUUUGUAUUUUCUAUAUAAUCAUCUGCUGUUUUGCAUUCAUGUUGUUCUUUGAUUGUCUUUGCGUGUAAUGUAAGGUUACAUAAACUUAGAAAAAGUAUAAGUGUUAGGCAUCCCGUUUCACAAUAUAUGUUUAAAUGCGGAAUAUGGUUUUAAUUAGCCAUAAUGUUCAUUCUGUGCACAACUUUUCGAAGAAUAGUGAGAGUUAUUUUACUCACCAGUAUGUAGGCAUGGGCAUAUUAAUUAACACAUUGGUAAUAGUUUAGUUUGCAAGUUCAUUUCUCGGUAAUCAUUGCUUAUAUUGAAUUGAAAGUUUACACAAGUCUUUCUAGUUAUCAGACAUACUGAAAUAACCAAGUUAGAUAACUGUUGAUUGAAUUAAUGCAAAUUAUGUCCCUUUUUACUAAGAAAAUUUGGUUAAAGCUAACUAACUAGCUGUAUUUGAGUAACAAACUUUACACAAGUCUUCCUAGUUUUCAAACAAACAAAAAAAGAUUUUCUUUAGAUAUCUGGAAAUUAAUGCUAUAUUUCUUAAGAAUGAUUUGAAACUUACUUACUGACAGACUAUAUAUUAUGGAAACACAUGAGAAUUAGUUGUAUUUACUAGUUUUUAAGAUGAAAAUGGAAAAGCGUUUGUAACGCUUUACUCGAGAUAAACUUUCUCGAUUAUAGAUAUCUAUAUUUUAAUGCGUAAUAAACACUAAAUCCUCAUAGGGGUAUUGGUAACGACAGCAGAAAAUUCAUUUGUUGCCACGGCGGUCUGGGUUCGAUUCCCAACACAGUCAUCUUUUUUUCUUAAUUUGGCAUGUUUUAGAUAGUUUAGAAACAAAAAGCCAUAUUCUAAUGUUCAUAAUAUAACUGAACUUCAAUUUGAAGAAAGAUCAUUUUUUUAGCCAAAAUCUGGAGGCCAGUGCCUUUAAAGUUUUGCAUGCAGCAGUCAAGCUAUUUCUCAGUAAUAGCUACAUAAAUUGGACUCAAACUUCUCCUACCAUUGCCGCAAUAAAUUCAGAUCUGUAAUUAGAUAGGGUCUUUCUGUAUGUAAUUAAUUAUCUGCGUAAGGUUAAAAUGCAAGUCUUGCCAAGCUAUGGCCAUUGUUCCACUUGGAUGUCGGAUAGCCUGCCCACUUAGCCUAAUAGGGAGAACGCAGAUCUACAGGUCACCAGGUAGUGAGUGCCCACCGUUCCAUAAAUGAAAUACUGUUGAAAAACGGCAUUAAACACAAAACAAACAAACGAAAGAUUUUUGGAUAGUCGAGCGUGAUGUAUUAAAAGCAACUCUUAUUAUCAAUUUGAUAAAGCUUAACAAUUGUAUAUGUAAUUCAGGCCGAUACUUAUACAUGUUUGUUGUUAUUUUAUAUUGAAAACAUACAUGCUGAAAUAAGAGAAUGUUUGAAGAAAGUGUGUCUUUCAAGAAGACUUGCAUAAUUAUACAAACCUGUUUAGUUUUCUGAUCAUCAACUUGGUCUACCAAGCUUGUUAUUGUUUAAGGAAUAAUUCGUGCUAGUUUUCAUUUAGUUACAUACAAGUAUACUCGUAUGCAUCUAUUCCAUUUUACACAGAAUUGAAAAGGACAAAAAGAGUAAGGUGUAACAUUUUAAGAACAAAUUAUUAAACAUGUACUUGAAUGCAUUUUUUUUAGAUAUUCUAUUUUUGUAACAUAUAAGGGAAAUGUAAGAUAGGGUAACUGGAUUACAUAAUAUGUCUGGAGAAGCAUUACCAAUUUUGCUUUGUAAGAUUAAAAAUGUAAAGCGUACAAUGUCAGUGCAUUGCACAAAGAAUUGAAAUAUAAUCCAUUUAUAAGGUAUAGAUUAUAAAACAUAACUUGUAAAAAUCUAAAUGCAACUUUAAUACUAAUUAUGACCUUAACAUUAUACAGACUUCAUUGAUACACUUAUAGGUUUAAAUUAGGAAAGAGAUGACUGUGGAAUGUUUGUUUCUAAUAUUUAUUUGUGCAAGCUAUUAAAAAUAAAGUUUCACAAUCUGCAUUAAUUACAUUCAACAGUUUCAAUAUUUUCCUUUUUGUUUGCUAUUAACCAUUUAUUCCUAGUUUUACUUUACAUGUUAGUCAUUCAUUUACAGUGUAUCUUUGCAUUUGUACAGAAAUCAUGUAGUAUUUGUUUCUAGACCACUUAUGUAAAUUUGGUUCUUUCAUUGUAAGAAUAUACUUGUUUUUACAUUUUUUUCUACACAUGAGUUUAGUUUUUAGCUCACCUGAGCAUUCUGGAAUAUGAUUUGAUGACCAUUCAAGGUAUUGACUUUAACCUUGACACAUAGGUAGAGGCGACGAGAAAAUGUGCAGAGUGCAUGAGCUAGGUCAGUAGGUCAAAGGUCAAGGUUACAAAUUUAGCUGAAAGGUGGUAUUUUCUGUCAUUUUUUGAAUAACUGUUCAAGAUAUUGACUUCAUACUUUGCACAUAGGUAGGUGGCUAGAACAAAAUGUACAGAGCACAUGCUUGAUUGGUAGGUCAAAGAUAAAGGUCAUGAAUUUAGCCAAAAUAACAUGUGUCCAUCCUGUUUUUGUCCAGAGCAAAAGUUAAUAACUGUUCAAGGUAUUGACUUCAAAUUUUGCAUAUAAUUAUGUACAUGUAGAUGGCAAUGAGACGAUAUGCAGAGCACAUAAAUUAGGUUGGUAGGUCAAAGGCUAUAGUUACAAAAAAAGCACAAAAGUCAAAUCUGGCCUUCAUAUUUCGUGUCUAGAGCAUGAUGUAAUCCCUGUUAUAUGAUGACCCCUAUUCAAGGUGUUGACUUUAACCUUAGAAUAGAGGUAGGUGGUGAUGGGACAAUGUGCAUAGUGCAGAGGUCCAAAGUUACCAUCCCCUCCCCCGAAUCCAACUUGCACACCCAAAACAAAAUUUUCUUCAAAUUAUACUUCCUCCUCUUAUUUAGACAUUGGCAUAUAUUGCUCUUCAUUGUAUGCCAUAUGGUUCUUUUAGUUUCCCCUUUACACACACCCCUUCCCAAUCUAAUAACCCCGAUUACCAGAUAAACAAUUAUAAUUUAAGUUUUCGUAGUUGGCCCACUUAACUAAGUAGGGAGAGCACAGAUCUAUACUUCGGAUCGUGGGGUCACAAGUCCGAAUCUCGGAAAUCAUAUGAAAUCAUUCGUCCUCCAUUGCUGAUUCAUGUGAGGAAGUUAGUAGUUACUUGUGGAGAACAGGUUUGUAUUGCGGUGCAAAUCCAUGAUUUACUGGAUAGGUUUACAGUCUGCCAUUACAUAACCGAAUACUGUUGAAAUUAGUGUUAAACCCAAAACAAAAGAAACACAGUUUUUUUUUCUUUUUAAAUUGUUUGUGUCAUCCUAUAAUACUUCUUAGUAACCCUUUCCAGUUACAACCGCCACAUCCGAGACAAAAAUAUCAUUCUCUGAUCUCUUUCGGUCUCAGUUUGAGUGUGCUGUCAUUCAAGCAACUCUGUUAACCAUGUCUGUCCCUCCUUUGAUCAUAAAUUGAACAAAGUUUUAAUGUUCUUUGAUUAAAUGAUAAAAUGUGGUAAACAUAUAACUAACAUAUAUUUUUAUGUUAGAUUGUCGUUUCAUUUUAGCGGUUCUGUUGCGUUAUGUCUUUGCACUACAAGUCUGUAAAAUGUUUUAGUGUAGUAUAUUUCUCUGUCUACAUUCCCUCUUAUAGUGCUCAAUUAGUGUAAAUUUCUUGUUUUUUUGUUUCUUUUAUAGUGUUAUAUAUGCAGUAUCUCUUUCAAAUAUUAUUUUAAAGAUUCCGUUAUAAUUAUAUAUGAUCACACAUACAUUACAUGUGAUGAAGUGUAUCUGUGAAGAUGUGAAGUAAUAUUACAUUACUUUUGAAUGCAGUUAAAGAAACAUAUUUCGUUCUUUUAACGAAGAGACUUGCACAAUUCAUUUGCCAAAUCAAAAGCAAAUUAUUAUGUAUUAUUUUUUCACAUUUUGUCACUAUAAACUAGAGCCGGAUAUAUUUUGUAUAAUUUUAAACCAAUCUUGAGCAGGCAAGCCCAGUGUUUUAUUUGAAUUUUUAAAAGAAAAUGAUAUAGAUUUAAGAAAUUUGAUACAUGUAUUUUCAUUAUCUGUCCUAUAUAAAUUUUCAUUCUGUUGAAAAAAACAUGUUUGAUGAAAAUAAAACAGUAAAUUUUGAUAUUUUGUGAUUUUCAUGAUGAAAAUUUAGCAUUUACUUAAUGGAAGUUCCAUGAAAUUCAUUUGUAUUAUAUUUACAUUGGCCCUAUUUUUUCCAUUAAAAAUUAUAACGUUCAUUUCAUAUGAACAGCUAAAGGUUAAGCGAGAAAGUUACAUCAAUGCUGCCAAAAGAUAACGGGUCACUGUUUUGACAACGUCUGCGUAUAGUCCGGGAGAACGGCCCUAAGAUGACGUCACAGUUGUUCCACCUGGUGAAUAGAAUGACCUGGAAGCUGAUUUUAAUGUUACAUGCAACAGAAUAUGUGCAAUCUAGAAUAUAAUUUAGUUUACAAAUGGAAAGAAACAUAAUGUAAAUAAAAAAUGAUUGUUUUUCGAUGUUCAUGCAAAUUGAAUGACUGAAUAGGAUCAGCAAAUUAAACAUGAAUCGUGAUUCAUGGAUUUGCCGAUCCUAUUCUGACGUUUAUUUCGCAUGAACAUCGGGAAAAAAAUCAUGUUUAAGCUGAAAAACUUUGUUUGUUUAUAGAAUGUCAAUUUUUACCUUUAAAGGCUCAUUGUUGAAAUGAGGAACACCUUUUAAAGCUGUAAUUGCAUGAUAUCUCACUUUUCUGGAAGUUGUUGGUUACAAAGUUAUGUUGGAGUGAUGUAAUAGAAGGUAUAUAAUGUUACUUAUGAAACUGCAAUAAUUUAGUACAUGCGUGUUUAGUGGUGUUAAUUGUAUACAUUUCGUACAUUUUAUAUAAAGCAGUUACGUCAUAUGUUUUUAUAUUAUGGUAUGAAAUACAUCAUUAUAUACAUUUUUGAGAAGGUAAAAAAUGUUCAAAACAUC
Mercenaria mercenaria is the source of this 10839-nucleotide messenger RNA. Its product is annotated as ADAM 17-like protease. Gene Ontology annotation, cellular component: plasma membrane. Gene Ontology annotation, biological process: membrane protein ectodomain proteolysis; Notch signaling pathway. NCBI's taxonomy places the organism in Eukaryota, Metazoa, Mollusca, Bivalvia, Venerida, Veneridae. Gene Ontology annotation, molecular function: metalloendopeptidase activity. The record is from RefSeq and is a predicted model, not a curated record. Bases 82 to 2505 code for a protein of 807 amino acids. The transcript is spliced from 22 exons.